Corvus hawaiiensis (hawaiian crow) is the source of this 5830-nucleotide messenger RNA. RefSeq names its product ring finger protein 144A (gene RNF144A). The transcript has 10 exons. The record is from RefSeq and is a predicted model, not a curated record. Lineage: Eukaryota; Metazoa; Chordata; Aves; Passeriformes; Corvidae. Gene Ontology annotation, biological process: ubiquitin-dependent protein catabolic process; protein polyubiquitination; positive regulation of proteasomal ubiquitin-dependent protein catabolic process. Gene Ontology annotation, molecular function: zinc ion binding; ubiquitin protein ligase activity; ubiquitin conjugating enzyme binding. Bases 259 to 1197 code for a protein of 312 amino acids. Gene Ontology annotation, cellular component: ubiquitin ligase complex; Golgi apparatus; cytoplasm.
AGAAAAGACCGGGAGCGGCGCCUGCCGCGCACACUCCGGCUCUGCGGGAGGUGGAGAUCAUGGAUGGGGCGGCGGCGUCCUGCCGUGGCUCCGCGGGAUAGCGCGGGACAGCGCCGCGCACCGCCCGCGGGCCGCCCGGCGCUGGCAGGGGCUGCUGCGGCACGGCUUGUCUAACACUACUGAAAUCGUAGACUGGUUGGUGCUUUCUCAUGGGAUCCCUGUGACUGACAAAGGAGAGAUUGUUGUGACUGCUCUGCAAUGACUACAGCAAGAUACAGGCCUACCUGGGACUUGGUACUUGACCCGUUAGUGUCCUGUAAGCUCUGCCUUGGUGAAUACCCCGUGGAGCAGAUGACAACAAUAGCACAAUGCCAAUGCAUCUUCUGUACCCUGUGCCUAAAACAGUAUGUGGAACUUCUGAUCAAAGAAGGUCUAGAAACAGCAAUCAGCUGCCCAGAUGCUGCCUGCCCAAAGAGAGGUCAUCUGCAAGAAAAUGAGAUUGAGUGUAUGGUUGCAUCAGAAAUCAUGCAAAGGUAUAAGAAGCUACAGUUUGAAAGAGAAGUGCUUUUGGAUCCAUGCCGGACUUGGUGUCCAUCCUCUACUUGCCAGGCAGUUUGCCAGCUCCAGGAAUCAAGCCCACAGGACCCUCAACUGGUGCAGUGCAAAGUGUGUGACAUUGAGUUCUGCUCUGCUUGCAAAUCUAAUUGGCAUCCAGGUCAAGGCUGUCAAGAGAACAUGCCAAUCUCUUUUCUUCCAGGAGAAACAAGUUCAGUUUUUAAAAUGGAAGAUGAUGAUGCUCCAAUCAAACGCUGUCCAAAGUGUAAAGUUUACAUUGAACGAGAUGAAGGCUGUGCCCAAAUGAUGUGUAAGAAUUGCAAACAUGCCUUUUGCUGGUACUGUCUGGAAUCUCUUGAUGAUGAUUUUCUCCUUAUACAUUAUGACAAAGGACCUUGUCGAAACAAGCUGGGGCACUCCAGGGCGUCUGUUAUCUGGCACAGGACACAGAUUUACUGGUCACAGGAGCUGACUGUAGUAUACCUGUGGGAGGGUCCUGGCUCUGAUAAGGUAGUAGGCAUUUUUGCAGGAUUUGGUCUUCUACUUUUGGUGGCCUCCCCUUUCCUUCUACUUGCUACACCAUUUGUUCUGUGCUGCAAGUGCAAAUGUAAUAAAGGAGAUGAUGACCCUCUACCUACCUAGCCUGGGAGAAGAUUGGACUCAUCACAUGUUUUGAUUUUACUGUUGCUGUUACGUUUCCCUCUUGCACUUACAUUGCUGUAGCCUUACGUGCCCCAUUCUGCUUUUCAUUGACACAGUCUUGAUUCCAGGAACUGUUGUUACUACCGUUGUACAGAUCACUUGAUAAUAGACAAGGAGGGUAAUAGAAGGCAAGUUAGGUGCUAAAGGGAGACCACAGACCUGAGUAGCUAUCUGAAAUGAAGAGGUGAUACUGCUAAAUAUAGUACAAAAAGUUGGUGCUGCCUUGCUGGUGAACUGGAAACUGUACUGAAUGACAUCAGCAAGCCAAGCUGAAAAAGCAUACAAACUUCUGCAUAUCUAUUUGCUUCCAAAUUUGGUGUUUUAAACAUAUGUUUAAGUUGCCUACUAUUUAAAUCAGAUAGUCAACUUUGUGUGACUUUAUUACACAUCUGUUUUUGUUAAAGCCAUCACAAUGUCCUUUUUAGUACCUAUUUUUCCAAGUGUAACAAAAUUAGUAAGGUGCAUAUAGGCCAUCCUAUGCCUUUCUUGAAAUUUUGGGAGGAUCAGAGGGACAAGUUGGUCCUACUGCCUUCCACAAAUUUUAUAAAGUCUUAUAGGAAAUUUGUUUGGUUAAAAACUACAUUUUAAAAUUAAUUGAUGAAGCUGAAAGGUUGAAUGGUGACACAAACCUGCUAUUUAAUCAAGUUUCUUUUAAAAAUGCAUUGAUGGUAUUGAUUACCCCUGGACCACUAGUGUUUUUCUGAAUUGUUAUUUUUUGCUGUUGUUUAGGGUUCUGGUACACUUACAGGGCUGUGUAAGUUCUAAUCCAGGUAUCUUAAUCUUUUUAUAGAUACAUAGAGAUAUAUAUAUAUAUAUAUAUAAUCCUAUUUAAACCAAAUGUGUAAAUAGCUGUGCUAUUGAAAUAUUUUGGAAAUUCAGGAUAGCUUGCUUCUGUCUUUAGGACAACUAUUAAAAAAUACAGGACUAACAUUACUAUUUAGCAGACUCUUGGGUUAUCAAUGAGUCUUUCUUUUUAAAUACAAAAAUACGUCAUGGUUAUCCCUGUAGUUAAUAUGAAAAUGCCUGGGAUAUUUGUGGAAAUUGUACUUUGCAUUUAAACUACUUAGCCCAUUUUCCAGAGUUAAUAUUGUAUGAUAUGUGGUGUAUUAUGUUAAUAACAAUACUGUGACAAAAUAAGUUUUUAUUUGAGAACUAAUCACUUGAUAGUUUUGCAGAAUUCAGUGCUGUGUUUUCAGGGCAGUAAAGCGUGCUGUUCAACAUACUACAUCAUUGAGGUUUCUCUUUAAAAAUAUUUUGUUGAAAACCAUUUUGCUCUGAUUUUAAAUGCUACAAGAAUUUGACUAGUAACUUCUUGCCAUGAAAUAUGAAGCACCUGAGACAAUGUGUAUGUCUGUAGUACUGAAGCAAAACAUUGUUUUGAAUGGCUUCUGGACUGAAGUUGUACUGCAUUUUUUCUUCAUCAUUUAUUUCUUUGUGUCGGCAGUGUACUGAGAUGGAUGAAUAUCUUGAAGCCAAGAUAACUUUCCACUGAAAAUAUCUUAAUAUUCUCAAAUGGAUCUGGCUGCUGUCACAGGCUGGGAAUAUGUUUUCAUACCUCAACCAUAAAAAAAAAUCCUUGUUAUCUUUUGUUUUACACUGUCUAUCUGUUAAAUAAAAAUGUUGUAGGAUACAGUUUUGAAAAGGGACAAUUUCUUUUUAUAAAACUUCUCCCUUAUCUUCCAAGUAUAGUGCUAUCCAAAUACAAACUGUAUAUAACCAGAGAUUUUAGCUCUAGGAGCUGAAGAUUAUCUGCAUUUCACUUGCUUGGCUUGAUUUUAAUGAGUUCAGCCUCUGUAAUGUGAAUAAAAAGGAUAGCUGGUUUCCAGCAAAUCUGAACUCCUUGUGAUAUCUUCAGAUUGUUUAUGGCAAUGCACAGUUCAUAUCUUUUGUUAUCUGAGUAUUUUUAGUAUUUCAGCUAUCUUUAUUACUAAAAAUUGCUUAGUUGUUAAAGAAUAUCCAUAGGGAAGUCUGGUAAUUGAUCCAUGUUUGCCAGCUCCCAGGGGUGUGUCAAGCACUGCUGACUUGAGCAGGCAGGGAAGUGCUUGUGUUCCUCUGGCUCUGGCAUCAGCUCAGUCCAUCUCCCAGAGGGAUCCCAAGCCACACACCUGAGUUGUCCUGCGUCACAGCUUCAUUGUGCAGAAUUAAUGGAAACCCUUCUGCAAAGGACAGCUUCCUGCAGGUAAGCUUGAACUAUGGCCUUUCCUCCUUGGCCCUGUAAUUCUGUUUAACUGGAGAAAAAAAACUCUGGACAAUAGGAUGUAAAGACUUCAUGGGUUAUUAAUUUUCUAGCUGGGGGCACUGAGGGAUUUUGCUGUAUUGUGGCUGUGACUGAUGACCAGUUCUCCUACUGGGAUCAUAGUAAGCAGGAGAGGUUCAGUGGCCUGUGAACAGUAUUGAGUGUCCUGGUAUGAGGAGGUUUAUUUUCUCUGUGACUUUCUGAGAGGUUUUAUGUGGAAAUACAGCAAAAUUUGACUUUUCCAAAGUGCUGUGCAGCCAGUUAAUAGUCAAUGUCAAAAUUAAUGCAUUUCCAGAUUUAAAAGAAAAAGGAAAGAGAAAUAAGUUCUUUGCAAAUACAGAAAUUUUAAAAUGAUAAUUUAUAAUUGAUACUCACAGGUAACAUUAUGUAUAAUCAGAAAACUGUGUCAGUAUUUCUCUGAUCUCAACGUACUUGAAUUUCUACUGGUGAUUUUAACGACACAGCUCUUGUUUCGCAUCCCAGCUGUUGGGAUAGACUAUAUGCCUACAUAUAUUUACCAAAUACCUACCUAGUCUCUUCAGGUUUGCUAAAUGUCAUUCCAUCUGUAUUCUCGGGGAUUUUUUGUUUGUUUUUGUUAUUGUUAAUAUUAUUAUUACUACUAUUACUAUUUUUAAUGCUGAUUUGGUUCCAAAGUAGCAACUUUUGGUGGUGAUGUAUUAAAUUCAGGGUGCUUUUAUGUUACAGCUUAUGUUGAUACUGUGACAUUUAAUACCCUAAAACUGAAUUGUAAAUACAUCAUUUUAAACUCUGACAUUUAAACCUCCUGCCAUGGGAAUGUUUGUUUCUUCUUCUUUUCAAAUGAAAAUCUGUUACAACAGCUAUGGCUUUUUUUGAACCAGAAAAAUAAGUAUCACAGCAUGAUUUUUGUUGCAUUUUUAUGGUUAUGCUAUUAUUUAGGGGGUGUAUAUUCACACAGAAUCGUAGAAUAUUCUGAGUUGAAGGGACCCACAAGAAUCAAGUCCAGCUCUUAAUUGAAAGGCCUGUUUGUAAAUGCUGUUUAAUGGAGUUUGUAACAGUACAUCAUCUGCAUGUUCUUCUGGGGUGUCAUGUGGUGUCGUGUCUAGUGAGUGUGGAGUCCCAGUUCCAGAGGCUGUGCAUCUCCCUAGGCUUGCCAUUAGCUGGGCUGAAGCCAGUCCUGAGAGAGAUCAGGAGCGCAGCCCACUUCAUCUUCAGUGGUGGUAGUGUUGGGUUUUUCCCUGUGACAUUGGACAAGUCACUUACCACCUUUUAUCUCAGUUUAACCAUCUUAUAAGUGAAUGGACCAGUGUUUACUUCAGGAGGGCUGUGGGGGCAAAUUCAUUGGUUUUGAGGCUCUUCAAAAUGAACAAUUAUAUACAAAAGAUUACUGUAGUUUUAUGUUAAUAUUUCAGUUGUAUUCAUGUUGGCAUUCAUCCUGAAGCCUCCUACUACUGACCUUAGCAUGUCAAGAAUUUAGGAUACUGUCCCCCGCAUACUAAGAAGCAUGAUCUUUUCUCAGAUAUUCUGGUGCAUAAAUUAGGCAAAAGCCCAAAUAACGGCUGACUGGAUCAACACUUCAGUGUACAGCUGAGCUCCUGACAUGCAGAAGACAAUCAAAAUUAGUGAAAAGCUCUCAUUUACGGAGCUGACAGGAUAAAAUAUCCAUAGGUCAGAAAAAUACGAAGUUCUUUUUUUAAAAAAUUGUUGUGGGCAGGAAGAUUAAAAUGAAGUUCUGUGUGCAUUUCAUCUAUAGGCCUUUUACUGUAUAGGAAUGAAUAUUUUUAAUGCAGACCAUUAUCAUUAUAGUGAGGUGCAGCAUGCAUAAACCUUUGUGCAGGUUUGCUUUUUUAAAACCAAAGUUUGUACAUUUCAUGUACAUAAUCUAAAAGCCUGAGGGAAACAAGUAAAUUACAGUUGUUGAUCACAGUGAUAUUAAGGACAUCAAAAAAGCCAGCAUCAGCCCUUAAUUGCUCAUGCACUUGUACUAAGUAAGGCAUGCUAUUUGUGUUUAGAGCCCUGUGGCCUUCAUUACUGCUUUGAUUUGUGUAUAUGUUAUAAGAAUUCCAGGAACAUUAGGUACAGGUACAUGGUACAUAACUGAACCUUUCUUGAUCAUUUCAUUAUGAUGUAUUUUAAAAUUGUAUAGGGAUAAGCAUGAAGGAGUCAUGCAUAUGUAUAAAUAAUGUAUUUGACCAGUGUAAAAAUAGUUCUGUUGAUGUAUUUGAAAUGUAAGUGCAUUUUGUGCCACUAACACUGUGAUGUAUAAAGGAGCUGUUGAAUGCCUUUUAAUGUGGUGUUUUGUACUUUGAAUCAUAUUGGAGAGUUUAAUUUGUAAUUUCAAUAGAUAUUUUAAAUGAA